Mytilus californianus (California mussel) is the source of this 1955-nucleotide messenger RNA. RefSeq lists its product as uncharacterized. Lineage: Eukaryota; Metazoa; Mollusca; Bivalvia; Mytilida; Mytilidae. Gene Ontology annotation, molecular function: serine-type endopeptidase inhibitor activity. The record is from RefSeq and is a predicted model, not a curated record. The transcript is spliced from 3 exons. The coding region runs from base 186 to 1676 and encodes 496 amino acids.
AAUCUACAUUGCAAAUGAACAUUAGUAUGCAAACUUGUGGUAACAACUGACAUCAUACUAAUUCAGCCAGUCAUGAAGUAGACAUGAUAUAUAUGGAAAUGUAGAACGAGGCACACAGGAAGCUGAUCCCAAUAUUUUCUGCUGAAACUAUCCAGAACGGUUAUUGUAUUCAAAUCAAAUCUUAGAUGAAGCAGUUAGCUCUGUUAGUAUGUGUUCUCUUGUAUGCAAGGAAUGUUGAUGCUCAAGCUAGAAAAGCAACACCAAAACCUGUAGCUGCUGGAGCUGUUGGCAAAAUGGAUAGAAACUGCUUUGAUAUGCCUCGAAGUGGUAUGUGUAUGGGUAUGUUUGUGCAACGAUGGUUUUUCAGUGAAGCUUCCGGUAGAUGUUUUAUGAAUCGAGGUUGCUUCUAUCAGGGAUUUUCAACCAUACGUGAAUGUAAUAAAGAAUGCAGGUGCAAACAACCUUUAAAUGAGGGAGCUGGAAGUGGAGGUUUCAACUGUGAACUGGAAGUACAAAAGUAUGCAUUUGUUGGAGAAGCAUGUACGCCAUUUAUGUAUACUGGUUGCGGCGGGAAUGGAAACAGAUUUAAUUCUAUAACACGGUGCAUGAACACGUGCAAAGUAAGAGAGUUUGAACAAAUGGAAAUGAUGGGAGAGUUCCCAAUGAUGGGACAGGGAGGUUUUGGUUUUAACCAUAUGGGUUGGAAUGGGGGGAAUAUGGGAAACAAUGGUGGCGGAUUUAGAAACGGAAUGAACCGACGAAACUUAAAUGGAAUGACUCCCAAUAAUAUGAACUCUAAUGGUAUGCGUUCUUCAAUGAAUAGUAUGGGAAAUCCUAGUAUGGGUAUGGGAAAUCCUGGCAUGGGUAUGAGAAAUUUUGGUAUGGGUAUGGGAAAUCCUAGUAUGGGUAUGGGGAAUUCUGGUGUGGGAAAUCCUAGUAUGGGUAUGGGGAAUUCUGGUGUGGGAAAUCCUAGUAUGGGUAUGGGGAAUUCUGGUGUGGGAAAUCCUAGUAUGGGUAUGACAAAUCAAAAUAUGGGAAUGAAGGGAUGGGGAAAUGGACAAAUGAGAAUGGGAAAUAAUAGAGGAAAUGGUAUGGGAAACAUGGGUACUACAAUGAGUAAUAUGAAUAACCAAAACUUAGGCUUGGCAAAUGCAAAUUCUGGAAUGGGAAGCCAAAAUUCUGGAACGGGUAUUACUCAACCUAACCCCCAAUCUAGAAGUUUUAUAACUGGCUCUACAUCAGGAGGUGUUACAAGUAAUAAGGCUAGUACGGGAAUAGCUAAUUCUGGCACGAAAAAUGUCCGAGAUCACAUUCUUGAUAAAAGUGCUAUGCCAAACCAAGGUAAUGGACAAAUGCCAGGUAUGACUAAUCCUGGCACAGGAUGGACUAACACAGGCAUGGGGCCUAUGAGAAACACGAACAAUCCUGGAAUGGGAAAUACUGGAUUGAAUAAUAACCCUACAGGAAACGUGGGAUCAGGGGGAGGAGGAAUGAAUAUGGUCCAAACUACACCCCCAGGGCAAAAUCAUAAUUUUGGCCAAGGAAAUUCAUUUUUUGGAUCAGCAGGAACUCGAUCACAAAGUUCAUUUGGAAAUAACAAUGCAAUGAAUCCUACUACAACAAUAAUGCCAGGUUCUACAAACAUGGCAACAUGGAUGUACAUGGGAAUUAAGUGAGACAUUUCAAUCAAUAGAAAAUAAAUUAUUUAAUUGUUUAUAAUAAACAAACUUAUUAUUUGCAGAACACCUUUAUUGUACUAAAAUUUGUAUGCAUAUGACAUACGUUUUUAAAAGAUAUGUAGCGAUUAUAUAUGAGUAUAAGAGAGUACCGAUAAAGUCGACGAUAGGAGCCGUCUUGUGUUUGCUGUAAGAUGUGGCCUCUUAAACUCGUCAUUGUAGACCUUCCACCAACUGUCAAGAUGAUGACCGCAAAUAAAGCUCUGUUCCAUUAAUAAA